UUAGAGCUUAGGCAAACAUGACUGAAGUUGACGUUGAACAGAUCUAUAAAGCCUAUGAAGAAAUUAAUAAUGCCAGCGAUAACACGCCAGAGAUUAAACGUUCAUACGAGAUCUUGAUUGCUGGUGCGCAUGGCUCAAGUAAUUGUAAAAGACUUGCUGCCCAAUUUAUUCCUCGUUUCUUUGGCAAGUUUCCAGAGUACUAUGAGACCGCUUUGGACGCAUUAUUUGAUCUUUGUGAGGAUACUGACAUAAAUGUGCGUUUAACGGUUAUCAAAUAUAUGCCGAACGUUGUCAAAGAGUUCGAUAAGUUCGCUGUUAGAAUUGCCGAUGCAUUAGUACAAUUAUUAGAAAAUGGUAAUCAAAAUUUAUUGUAUAUGGACCAUGGAUCGAACUAUAUCCAAGAUUUCUCAUAUAAGAGAUAUUUUAAUAGAAACUGUACAGGAAAUUGCUGCAGUUAAGAAAGCUCUUGAACAAGUUCUCCGUUUAGAU
Rhizophagus irregularis DAOM 181602=DAOM 197198 is the source of this 489-nucleotide messenger RNA. The record is from RefSeq and is a predicted model, not a curated record. Lineage: Eukaryota; Fungi; Glomeromycota; Glomeromycetes; Glomerales; Glomeraceae.